CAGUAAUCCUCAGAACAGUCCCUGAUCCUCACCUGAAGUGAAGGAACUCUGAUUAUUUUAUAAAUAUAUACAGUUCUGAAUUGGACUGAAUCUUUUGGAGCUUCUCUUCUGCCCGCUGCGUUGCUUCUUUGAGUACCGACACCCCCGGCAGGAGAAGGACGCCGCUGACCUGCCAUGUUUCUCGCUCUGACGGUGACACCAGAGCUGAGGCAGUUCCUGGCCAAGGCAAGAGGUGGAGCGGUGCGCCUCAUCAAAGUGUGCAUCCGGGAUGAGCAGCUGGUGCUAGGGGCCUACACAGAACCAGAACACGACUGGGACCAGGACUAUGACCACCUCCUGCUUCCUCUGCUGGGAGACGAGGAGCCCUGCUACAUCCUGUACCGCCUGGACUCCCAGAAUGCACUGGGUUACGAGUGGAUUUUCAUCUCAUGGUCUCCUGACCAGUCUCCAGUGAAACAGAAGAUGCUGUACGCCGCCACGCGUGCCACAGUGAAGAAGGAGUUUGGCGGCGGCCACGUGAAGUACGAGAUGUUUGGCACCACAGAGGAGGACAUCUGUCUGCAGGGCUUCCAGCAUCACGUGUCGUCCUGCUCGGGUCCGGCCCCGCUCACACUGGCCGAGCAGGAGCUCCAACGGAUCAAAAUCACUGAGGGCCGGGUUAAACAGGUGAAGACGGAGAUCAAUGUGGAGAGCAAGCACCAGACUCUUCAGGGCCUCGCUUUCCCCCUGCAAGAAGCAGCCAAAAGAACCCUGCUGCUGAUGGCCCAGAAACGCAUCAAUUAUAUACAGCUGAGGCUGGAUGUAGAAAAGGAAACGAUCGAGCUGGUCCACUCAAACCCGACAGAAACUCAGGAUUUGCCCCGCAGGGUUCCCAAAGACACUCCCCGAUACCACUUCUUCCUUUACAAGCACUCCCACGAAGGAGACUACCUGGAAUCUGUUGUGUUUAUCUACUCCAUGCCAGGAUACAGCUGCAGCAUCAAGGAGCGGAUGUUGUACUCCAGCUGCAAGAGUCGGCUACUGGAGGACGUGGAGAAAGAUUAUCAUUUGGAAAUAGCUAAAAAGCUGGAGAUCGACAACGGCGAUGAGCUGACUGAGGAGUUUCUGUACGAAGAGGUCCACCCCAAGCAGUACGCCCACAAACAGGCCUUUGCAAAGCCCCGCGGUCCCGCAGGAAAAAGAGGACAUAAGCGUCUUAUUAAGGGGACAGGAGAGGCCAUUCACGACAGCUAGGGAUUAAUUUCCAGUUUGUCUGCACUUCCUGCCCGUCCUUCCUGUUUCUGCUCGAACAACUCGGAGAAUGACACCGACCUGCUGUGUGUCCAGACAAACUUGCUACGGCUUCAUUUAUGAUUGAUUUGUGCAGAUAAAUCAUCUUUAAUCAGACUCUUUUGGUCAGUCUGGGAUAAAGUUUUACACAUAUAGUAAGGAAAUUUAAAAAAAGGCAUUUAGAAGAUUAUCUUAAUAAUAUAAUCUGUUUUUCAGAAUUUACAAUCUGCAGUUUACAAAAGA
Messenger RNA from Nematolebias whitei (Rio pearlfish), 1512 nucleotides. Its product is annotated as twinfilin-2. The record is from RefSeq and is a predicted model, not a curated record. Bases 175 to 1233 code for a protein of 352 amino acids. Gene Ontology annotation, cellular component: actin filament; cytoplasm; myofibril. Gene Ontology annotation, biological process: actin filament depolymerization; barbed-end actin filament capping; regulation of lamellipodium assembly. NCBI's taxonomy places the organism in Eukaryota, Metazoa, Chordata, Actinopteri, Cyprinodontiformes, Rivulidae. The transcript is spliced from 9 exons. Gene Ontology annotation, molecular function: actin monomer binding; actin filament binding.